Messenger RNA from Arabis nemorensis, 732 nucleotides. The record is from the annotation of a GenBank genome assembly. Lineage: Eukaryota; Viridiplantae; Streptophyta; Magnoliopsida; Brassicales; Brassicaceae.
AUGUCGGGUUCGCAGGUUAAGCUCGAGAAGAUGAAGCUCCGGCAAGAUUACCGGAAUUUAUGGCAUUCCGAUCUCAUGGGCACCGUCACCGCCGAUACUCCCUAUUGCUUCUUGUCUUGCUUGUGUGGACCUUGUGUUUCAUACCUACUUCGUAAAAGAGCACUAUACAAUGACAUGUCAAGGUAUACUUGUUGUGCUGGAUAUAUGCCUUGUAGUGGAAGGUGUGGAGAAAGCAAAUGCCCUCAACUUUGCCUUGCUACCGAGGUUUUCCUCUGUUUCGGAAACUCUGUGGCCUCUACCCGCUUUCUUCUGCAGGAUGAAUUCAAUAUCCAGACUACACAAUGCGACAAUUGCAUAAUUGGAUUUAUGUUCUGCCUCAGCCAAGUUGCUUGCAUAUUCUCUAUAGUCGCUUGCCUUGUUGGUAGCGAUGAACUUUCCGAGGCUUCUCAGAUUCUAUCUUGCUGUGCUGAUAUGGUUUACUGCACGGUCUGCGCGUGUAUGCAGACACAACACAAGCUUGAAAUGGACAAAAGAGAUGGAGUGUUUGGAUCUCAACCAAUGGGCGUGCCACCGGCUCAGCAGAUGUCCCGCUUUGAUCAACCCGUCCCUCCUCCAGUCGGAUAUCCUCCUGCAUCAUACCCGCAGGCUCAAGGCUACCCUCCUGCAUCUUACCCGCCGGCUCAAGGCUACCCUCCUGCAUCUUACCCGCCUCCCGGCUAUCCCCAACAUUAA